Messenger RNA from Canis lupus familiaris (dog), 1790 nucleotides. RefSeq names its product fibrinogen gamma chain (gene FGG). Gene Ontology annotation, cellular component: fibrinogen complex. The transcript is spliced from 9 exons. Lineage: Eukaryota; Metazoa; Chordata; Mammalia; Carnivora; Canidae. Gene Ontology annotation, molecular function: signaling receptor binding. The coding region runs from base 84 to 1421 and encodes 445 amino acids. The record is from RefSeq and is a predicted model, not a curated record. Gene Ontology annotation, biological process: platelet activation; blood coagulation; protein polymerization.
GAGCUUCCAUAAAGGGACAAGAGGAGCCCCAGAGGCCACAGUGCUGCCAUCACAGGGCUCGGAGCACCGGGCACCUAGACACCAUGACUUGGUCCUUGAGUUGCCAGGGCCUAAUUCUCUGCUUCUAUACUCUUUUACUGCUCCCUUCGACAUGCCUGGCAUACACUGCUACCAGAGACAACUGCUGCAUCUUAGAUGAAAGAUUUGGUAGUUAUUGCCCGACUACCUGUGGAAUUGCAGACUUCCUGUCUACUUACCAGACCGGAGUAGACAAUGAUCUGCAGGCUUUGGAAGACCUCCUAAGACGAAUUGAAAACAAAACAGCAGAAGCCAAAGAAGUGAUCAAAUCAAUCCAAAUCACCUAUAAUCCCGAUGAGCCACCAAAGCCAAACAGGGUCGUGGGUGCUACCAAGGACUCCAAGAAAAUGAUGGAAGAAAUUAUAAAAUACGAGGCAUUGGUUGGAUCGCACGAGUCGAAUAUUCGAUUUUUGCUGGAAAUAUAUAAUUCAAACAGCCAAAAGAUCAAUAACCUGAAACAGAAGGUAGCCCAGCUUGAAGCAAAGUGUCAGGAACCUUGCAAAGACACAGUACACAUACAUGAUACAACUGGGAAAGAUUGUCAAGACAUUGCCAAUAAGGGAGCCAAGGAGAGUGGGCUUUACUUUAUCAAACCACUGAAAGCGAAGCAGCAGUUCUUAGUCUACUGUGAAAUUGAUGGGUCUGGAAAUGGAUGGACUGUGCUGCAGAAGAGGCUUGAUGGCAGUUUGGAUUUCAAGAAAAAUUGGAUUCAGUAUAAGGAAGGAUUUGGACAUCUGUCUCCCACUGGAACCACAGAAUUUUGGUUGGGAAAUGAGAAGAUUCAUUUGAUAAGCACACAGUCGGCCAUACCAUACGCAUUAAGAAUACAGCUGGAGGACUGGAACGGCAGAACCAGUACUGCAGACUAUGCCAUGUUCAAGGUGGGACCUGAAGCUGACAAAUACCGCAUGACGUAUGCCUACUAUAUUGGUGGAGAUGCCGGAGAUGCCUUUGAUGGCUAUGAUUUUGGCGAUGACCCUAGUGAUAAAUUCUUCACAUCCCACAAUGGCAUGCAGUUCAGUACUUGGGACAAUGACAAUGAUAAGUAUGAAGGAAACUGUGCUGAACAGGAUGGAUCUGGUUGGUGGAUGAACAAGUGUCAUGCUGGCCACCUCAAUGGAGUUUAUUACCAAGGUGGCGUUUACUCAAAAACAUCUACUCCUAAUGGUUAUGAUAAUGGCAUUAUUUGGGCCACUUGGCAAUCCCGGUGGUAUUCCAUGAAGAAAACUACCAUGAAGAUAAUCCCAUUCAACAGAUUAACCAUUGGAGAAGGACAGCAGCACCACCUUGGGGGAGCCAAACAGGUUGGACCAGAACACCAUGUUGAAAUACACUAUGAUUAAAUCAUUUUACCCUGAGAAUUAACUUAAUUUUUGGUAGUCCACGAAGUUUCAGAAACAUUUCUGAAAGUCUCUUACUGUAUUUAUUAAUUUUAAAUACUUUAUUAUGAGUAUUUAGCCUUACAUGGAAACUAAAACUCACUUUGGAUUAUAUUCUCAAAUCACUGAACUUGGAGUUCUUUAAAAUUUGUUUAUUUAAGGAGAUAACAUUUUAGCGUAUCACUUAAAUAUAUAAUAAUAAAAUUAUUGACAUAUUUUGUUAUUUUAAUGACAUCAUUUUUGUCUUAGUGAUUCAUUUGUUUUUAUUACUUCUUAAAUAUUUUGGUUUAUACUAAUAAAAUCAGAAUAAAUUCUAACAUUUCAAAUGCCUAA